Carcharodon carcharias (great white shark) is the source of this 3063-nucleotide messenger RNA. RefSeq names its product neurotrypsin. Gene Ontology annotation, molecular function: serine-type endopeptidase activity. Gene Ontology annotation, biological process: proteolysis. The transcript has 15 exons. The coding region runs from base 53 to 2869 and encodes 938 amino acids. The record is from RefSeq and is a predicted model, not a curated record. Gene Ontology annotation, cellular component: membrane. Lineage: Eukaryota; Metazoa; Chordata; Chondrichthyes; Lamniformes; Lamnidae.
GCCGAAAGCGAGAAGCGAAUUGUGCUAAUGGGCUGAGAUUAUCUGCAGUCUGAUGGGUUUUGUUUUGUACUCGGUCGGGUCCCACCCAUUCACUGAGCUCCCACACACACUCUCUCUCUCUCUCUCUCUCUGCAGGUCUGGCUGUGCACAGUCAUUUACUGGAGACUUGACUGUGAGCACACGUCUGUUGCCUCGGGCCAGGUCUCUCCUCUCAAAGUGUGGCAAUCCCUUUAGAAAUCACCAGAAAGCUGUCCUGGAAAUUGCUUCAUUCUUGAUUACAGAAAUCUCAGUGGGGGUCGCCGCAGCUCGGGAAUCCGGAUUAGGAUGUGACUUCAGAAUGGUAUUGGUUUCUGUUCUUUCCACGCUCCUGUGUUACUGCUUUGUGGACGCCGAGAUUGCAGAGACCCAUCAAGCAAAAGACAACCACCUCUCAGCUGUUGGCUGGUGCUUGGGCAGUUUCACCAAGCUGGGUUAUUAUACCAGGUCAGUGACAUUCACUGUGACUGGAGAAGAGUGUCUGAAGUGGACAGAAUUCCCAGACUAUGUCCAGCAAUAUCCCAACAAGGGCCUUGGUGACCACAAUUUCUGCCGCAAUCCCGAUGGUGAAACUAUUCCAUGGUGUUUCUACAGGAAGAAAACGGGGUCAAUAAGCUGGUCAGAAUGCGACUGCAACCACGGUGCUAUUCGAUUGAGUGGAGGAGCCAGCCAACAUGAGGGAAGGGUGGAGCUACUUUACAAUGGACAAUGGGGCACUGUCUGUGACAAGAAUUGGGAUGAUAGAGAUGCCAGUGUGGUCUGUCGCCAGCUAGGCUUGAGUGAAAUAGGCGUUGGCAAGAAGAAUUCAUUCUUUGGCGCGGGAUCAGGCCCCAUACAUAUGGAUGUGGUUCACUGUCGUGGUGAUGAGACAGCCUUGCUAGAAUGUGGAAACAGCACGUUAGCAAAUGGAGUUUGCAGACAUGGCAAUGAUGCAGGAGUUGUGUGUGGACUUCCAGAAGGUUCAGUAAUGCCCAUUCGUCUGGUUGGAGGGGAGGAGGACUAUGAAGGGCGAGUUGAGGUCUUUCAUGGUGGAGAGUGGGGGACUGUGUGUGAUGACCAGUGGGAUGAUCUGGACGCGGAGGUUGUCUGCAGACAAUUGGGCUUAAGUGGGACUGCCAAGUCUUGGAUGUGGUCCCACUUUGGACACGGGUCAGGUCCAAUACUAUUGGAUGAAGUUGAGUGCACGGGCAAUGAGCUGUACUUGGACGAGUGUCAGAAAAGCAACUGGCGACAGCACAACUGUGAGCAUGCAGAAGAUGCUGGUGUCUCCUGUGACCCAUUUGCAGAUGGUGUCAUAAGACUGGUUGGAGGCAGAGAUUCCAGUGAAGGAAGAUUGGAAAUCUAUCGCAACGGAGCAUGGGGUACAGUGUGUGAUGACAGGUGGACUGACCUGAAUGCUCAGGUUGUUUGCAGGCAGCUUGGAUUCAGUGGCCCUGGGAUUGUAGCACCUGAGGCCAAAUUCGGACAGGGACUUGGCUUCAUACUCCUGGAUGAGGUGGUCUGCACGGGGACUGAACUAGAGCUUCUGGGAUGUGCUCGGAGCAACUGGGGCCAACACGACUGCUCACAUCACGAGGAUGUGGGCGUGAUAUGUGCACAGGCAGAGACCAAUAAAAUAAGCAAGUCUAAUUUAGGGCCAGUUAUCCGGCUUGUGGAUGGAGAGAAUAGUAAAGAGGGGCGAGUAGAGGUAUACCUCCACGGAGAAUGGGGGAGUGUCUGCGAUGACGGAUGGACAGACAAGGACGCGAGGGUCGUCUGCAGGCAGUUGGGCUACAGUGGCCAAUCCAAAGCCAGAACAAUGGCCUAUUUUGGGGAGGGUCAUGGACCUAUCCACCUGGACAAUGUGAGAUGUACUGGCCAUGAGAAUUCACUGGAUGAGUGUGGUACAUCCAGCCUUGGAAUCCAUAACUGCUGGCACAGCGAGGAUGCGGGUGUCAUCUGUGAUUACAAGGAAGAUCCACUGGAGGAGCUUAGCAGCAGCGGUUCCUUGCCUUCAGUGUGUGGCCUGCGUUUAAUGAAUCGUCGUAAAAAGCGAAUUAUUGGUGGGAAUAAAUCAAUCAGAGGUGGAUGGCCAUGGCAAGCCUCACUGAGGCUGAAGAUGUUUUACCGAGAGAGCCGUUUAUUGUGUGGAGCCACAUUAAUCAACAACUGCUGGGUGCUGACUGCAGCUCACUGCUUCAAAAGGUUUGGUAACGACACACGGCAUUACUUUAUUCGGGUUGGAGAUUAUCACACGGCCGUCGAGGAUGAAUAUGAGCGAGAAAUCCCCGUUGAAAAGAUUGUCACUCACAAGAACUACCAGCCGGACAGCAGUGAUAAUGAUAUAGCGCUGGUCAGACUGAAGGGCAAAGAAGGACAUUGUGUGACCUUUAAUCAGUAUGCAACUCCAGUCUGUUUACCAGGCAGAAAGGAAAAGGUCAGAAUUAACAGGCAAACCUGCUAUAUCACUGGGUGGGGAGAUACAGGAAGAUCCUACUCAAGAACUCUACUGCAAGGUGCUGUACCUUUACUGCCAAAGAAGAUCUGUGAAAGCCGCUACAGGAACAAGUUUACUGCCCGCAUGAUUUGCGCAGGCAAUCUGUCUGAGCACAAGCGGGUUGAUAGUUGCCAGGGUGACAGUGGUGGACCUCUAACAUGCCAGCGCACAGGAGGACGCUGGGUCAUUUUAGGAAUCACCUCAUGGGGCUACGGAUGUGGAAGAAAGGACUCUCCUGGCGUUUACACAAAAGUGUCUAAAUUUGUCUCUUGGAUCAAGAAAGUGACUGAAACCAAAGUGAAAAUGCAAGAAAACUUGGUGAGCAAGCAAGCUGAAAAGACUUCCAGUGGUGGGUGAGAGGGGAGAAAGACUGGUUCAAACAAUAAGCUGCUGAAUUACUUCUUACUCAAAUGCACCAAAGAUCUUGGAGUAAUAAUUGGGAUACAGUAAUAAUUGGAGUAAUAAUUGGGAUACAGUAUAAUCUCUCCCUAUUAGACUUUUAAAAUAAUCAACAAACAUGGUGUCAGAAUAAACCACAACAAUAAAAAACA